GGCAAGCAGACGAACAUGUGCACUUAUGCCAGUCACCUUAAAAGUGUUUGGCUGCUAGCCGAAUUUCUCAAUGAUAAAAUGGUUAGCAAAACCCCCACGAGGUAUAACGGUGAUAUUGUUCGACUAACGUGCACCUGCUAGGUGAAUUUUCAUUAGGUCGCCUAUUACUGUCGGCUUAGUUGAAAGAACAGUGAUUUGACAAAGUAGCGGUGCUUCGCUUCGUGGGCGUUCAGGUGGAUCCAUGUAACCUAGCUGAUGAUGUUGUGACUUGAUGCUGCAUGAUUGGGAGAUAGUUAACAGUCUUAUAGCGGAUGUGCUAGCACCGGUCAUUUCAUGAUCUGAAAGUCAAAACUUUCAAAAUGAAUUCAACAAAUCAUUCUGGAAACUCAAGUGGACCCAUCGAGGUGUCUUUUGACAAUCUGUACCCCGCCAUUCUGCAAUGCUUUGUCAUCAUUCUGGGAGGGUACAUCGCUGGUCGGGCAAGCAUCAUCACCAGCACUCAGGGCAAAGGCAUCGGCUCGUUUGUCUCCAACUUCUGUCUUCCUGCCCUUCUCUUUAAGAGCAUGUGUGAGUUGAACUUCAGCUCUGUCAACUGGACGUUUCUCUGGAGCAUCUUGAUUGCCAAGACUUUUGUGUUUGUUGUCGUGGUUCUGGUCACUCUGGUUGUUAAGCGACCUCUGAAUCUUGGCUAUGCGGGACUCAAUGGUAUUUUCAGCACACAGAGUAAUGACUUCGCUUUGGGAUAUCCUAUAUUACAGGCCCUGUAUCAGAACAACCACCCAGAGUACCUGCAGUAUAUCUACUUGGUGGCCCCCAUCUCCCUCGUCUUUCUCAACCCGCUCGGCUUUGUGUUGAUGGAAAUACACAAGCGUCGCACCGAGUCGGUGGACUCGACGCACUCCACACGUCGGCUCAUCUGGCAUGUGUUCAAGGGAAUCAUCACCAACCCCAUUGUGUUCAUGACAGCCAUCGGAAUAGCAGGAAACUUCAUCUUCAAGCAGCAUGUGCCUCUCAUCCUUGAUGACAUUCUGACAGUUCUAGGGAAUGCGUUCAGUGCGGCUGCGCUGUUCUACCUGGGCCUCAGUCUGGUGGGGAAGGUAAAGAGUCUCACCGGCAUCGCGCUGCUCGGCCCAGUCCUCCUCAUCGGUGCAAAGUCACUCCUGCUUCCGCUGAUAACGUGGGAGGUGAUUGGCUGGCUAGAUAUGCAGUCCAAGUGUAAUGACAGUGAGGCUCUCAGCAUGUAUGGCUUCCUGUACGGCACAUUCCCCACAGCGCCCUCCGUCUUCCUCUAUGCCAGUCAGUACGGCUUCGGACAGGAUGUGAUUGCAACUGGUAUGGUGGCAGGGACGUUCAUCUCGGCACCCCUGAUGUUUGUCUCGGCCAAGAUGAUGACAGUGGUGGUCAACAACGAGAUGGACUACAAGGCUCUCCUCCUGGACACCAACUUCGACACCAGCAUCGUCAGCAUAAUCUGCUGUGUUUGGGUGAUGGGCGUAUUGAUUCUCAGUGGCAAAUGGCGACGUGUACCACAUAGAUUUACGCUGUGUCUUGUCUUUUCUCAGCUGGUGUCGUGUGUGGGGAUGCUGAUGUACACUGACAGUGACAGGGUGGCCAUGUGGAAGGAUUACCUCCAGAUCACGCUGCUCCUACUGGGGGUGUUCAGCACCCGAACGUGGACUGCCAUGGUGUCUGUCGCGCUCUGUCUUCUCCAUGUCCGCGGCCUCUGCUUCCUGCUUCGUGUUCAAGUCUGGCUCAUCUUCUUUGGAUUUGGAAUACCGUUCUUGGUUGUGGGUGUCCUGUUUCUGCUCGGCCACGACCAGAUGGUGCAUGAGAUGGACCCCUCUUUCCACAUGGGGCAGGUGCAGAUGAUAUUGGGACCCGAAAAUCGACACCGAGAUCUUGCACUGUUAAUGUCUAUGGUGUCGAUUCUAGUGCUGGUUCUUGGCAUUGGUAUUUCAAUCUUUGCAUUGGUCAUCCGUCAGCGAAAUGACCGACUGUAUGUGGUUGAGAGCAGAGUGAGAUCCGAAGGUAGACCAGCUACAGGAAGUGGCAUCCAGCAGACAGAGGGCAGUGUUGUCAAGCGUACUCCCGCCGACAGCAGUGACGUUAACAACUCCAACCAGUCUACGUAUGAUGCCUGUAAUGGAGCUGUGACAGUUCCCAGCAUAGAGGACAUCAUUCCCUUCCCCAGUUCCCCUAAAAGAGAAGAAACUGGCAGUGUCACAUCCGACCAAUCACAAGGCUCCGAUACCAUGCUCUUCCCCAGCAUAGAUGAGCGUACAUGUCUGGUUGGGCGGUGCAAUACGACCCAGAAGCGACAGUGUAUCGGUCGACUGCGAUCCUACAUGACGAAAGUGAACGUUCAAAUGGAUGACCCACAGGCUGAGGAACCUCAGCAGUCAUACUCUAUGUUGCAAGAGGAAUACCAGACUGGACACCAUCUUGUUUUGCUGCUGCUGCUGAUACUGUCCAUGUUCAUAGGUUUGUUUUUGUGCGUGUGGCGAUUGUUCAACAGUCAUCCUACAGGAAUAUACAUCGAGAUUGAGUUCCUGGAUGGUGUCUUCAACUAUGGACAGGGUUUCCUGUCGUUUGCUGUGUUUGGCUUCGACACCAGACUCAUGUUCACACCUAUCAUCAGAAGAUACAUAUCUCGAUACAGGUGGAUCAAUAUUCUAUAUGUUAGAGCACGGCGUCUUAUUUACGGAGUUGAGAUUGUCCAGCUUCCGAAGCGGGAUGAGAUCAGCGAGGAGACCAAAUUUACUUGUGAUCAGUUCAGAGAGUAUCAUAGAGAAAAGUGCGAGAAGCAGAUUGUCAAAGAUCAGAGAUACCGACUGAGGAAGUAUCGCAAUGUAUUUAUUGGACAUGAUCUGUGUGAUUGGCUGAUGAAAGCUGGGCUGUGUCGAGACCGUGGGGAAUGCGUCACAUAUGGCCGGCAACUGGUUCUGGGACGCUGUAUUGCCCAUGUGACUGGGGAACACCACUUUCACGACCUGCCCUACUUCUACAAAUUCCUCAACACGGAAGAGUAUGUUCCCUGUUAGAAGGCAAUGAGACACUGGGUCAUUAUGACUGUGAUCACUGUGAUAAUGGACUUGGAUAGUUGUCCUCCGCUAUUUCUCCUGUCUUCUCAGUGCUAGGAUAUUACGCAGGAACCAGUUCACUACACUGAACUGUAUCUGCCUAGGGGCAUUAUAUUUAUUGUUUAUG
Messenger RNA from Haliotis rufescens (red abalone), 3207 nucleotides. RefSeq names its product integral membrane protein GPR155-like. Gene Ontology annotation, cellular component: membrane. NCBI's taxonomy places the organism in Eukaryota, Metazoa, Mollusca, Gastropoda, Lepetellida, Haliotidae. The transcript is spliced from 17 exons. The record is from RefSeq and is a predicted model, not a curated record. The coding region runs from base 360 to 3041 and encodes 893 amino acids. Gene Ontology annotation, biological process: transmembrane transport; intracellular signal transduction.